Messenger RNA from Notechis scutatus (mainland tiger snake), 1095 nucleotides. The record is from RefSeq and is a predicted model, not a curated record. Lineage: Eukaryota; Metazoa; Chordata; Lepidosauria; Squamata; Elapidae.
ACGCAGGCGCAGUAGGUGCUCGCGAGCUCGCUUGAGAAGGAAAUGGCGGCGGUCGUUUCGGGCUCAGUGUCGGCGGCGGGUUUGGAAGGCGGCCCCAAAAUGGCGGAGAGCGGAGUCGUUCCCGGAGGCGGCUUGGGCUCGGGAGGGCCGGCGAACGGGGCGGGCAACGGCAUCGCCGUCGGAGGCCCCAAGAGUGAAGGCGAAUGGCCCAGCCAGACCGAGAAAAGGAAAGAAAGAAAUGCCAAGAGGGGCGGAGGGAGUCGCUUUGAGCCGUACCCCAGCCCUUCUUCGAAAAGAUACCGAGCCUUCAUCACCAACAUCCCCUUCGACGUCAAGUGGCAGUACCUGAAGGACCUGGUCAAAGAGAAAGUUGGUGAGGUAACAUACGUGGAGCUCUUAAUGGACGCUGAAGGAAAGUCAAGGGGCUGCGCGGUGGUUGAAUUCAAGAUGGAAGAGAGCAUGAAAAAAGCCGUGGAGGUGCUGAACAAGCACAGCCUCAGUGGGAGACCCCUGAAGGUGAAGGAGGAUCCCGACGGCGAGCAUGUUCGAAGAGCUGUGCAGAAGGCCAUGGCGGCCUCUGGGAGCGGGAUGGGCCUCAGCCCUGGCGCAGGCGGGCCUGGCAUGAUUAACAUCCCGCCCAGCAUUCUCAAUAACCCCAAUAUCCCUAACGAGAUCAUCCAUGCCCUGCAGGCCGGCCGCCUGGGCAGCACCGUUUUCGUGGCCAAUCUGGAUUACAAGGUUGGCUGGAAGAAGCUGAAGGAAGUUUUUGGCAUGGCCGGCGUGGUUGUCCGAGCAGACAUCUUGGAAGACAAAGACGGGAAGAGCCGGGGGAUCGGCACAGUCACCUUCGAGCAAGCCAUCGAGGCUGUCCAGGCUAUCUCUAUGUUCAACGGGCAGCUGCUCUUUGACAGGCCGAUGCACGUCAAGAUGGACGAACGGGCUUUGCCAAAAGGGGAUUUCUUCCCUCCGGAGCGGCCCCAGCAACUUCCUCGUAAGUCCUCAGAGCUGGCUAGGGAAGUGGCCCCUGGUGUUCUGACCCACCUCCCCAAACACGACAAACCCUCUGUAGUUGAAGCAAUGAUGCCUUUAUUAGGA